UAUCCAGCACUGCCCCCAUCCCAGUAUGGUGGGGGGCAGGCAGAAGAGGAAAUGGGAAUAAGGGGGCUUUCCAAGCCUAAGCCAUUUCCCCGUUGCUCCCCCAGUUCUUCAGAGGGUUUGGUGGCAUUGCUUCCUGAAUCCACCCAUGUCCUUACCCCACCCCAGUCCAGCAGGGCCCCCACUCCCACCAGGCUGCCUACUCCAGCCACCCUCCUUGUCUCCGGCCCACCCUUGUUAGUUGCUGUUAAGUCAAUUUUGGCUCAUGCAACUCCCUUGGGGUUUUUAAGUCUGUAACUUUAUGGAAACAGAGGCCUGUUUUGGGGUACCUCCGAGUGGGUUGAGACAACUGGCCUUUCCAUUAAUAGUGGUGAACUAUUUGAGUCACCCCAGGUAUCUGGAUGCCCGCUCCGCCCCCGCAGUCAUGCUUCGCGUAAAUCAGGUGAUGCACUUGCUGGUGGGAGCUUUUUGCUUGGAUGCAACCCCAACUCCCUGCUGUGCCCAUGUAGCCCUGAGUGGCCUAGCCCCUGCCACCUUUGUGACCUCAUCCCCCCUUUCCAGCCACACUACCUGCCAAGUCCUGGCCACCCCAGGGCCUUUAUACCUCCUGCCUCUCCUGUCUGGAGUGCUCCUCUGAUGUCACCGCAGCACAGCCCCACCUGACUGAGGGCACCCACGCCCUUCCUCUUUGGUCCACCUUUGGGUCUCAUCGCACUCUGACGAGGUCCAUGGCCGAUUUUCUGAAAGGAUUGCCCGUCUACAACAAAAGCAAUUUUAGCCGAUUCCAUGCUGACUCUGUGUGCAAAGCUUCGAACCGACGCCCCUCAGUGUACCUGCCGACUCGGGAGUACCCAUCUGAGCAAAUCAUUGUGACCGAGAAGACCAAUAUCCUCCUGCGCUACUUGCAUCAGCAAUGGGACAAAAAGAACGCUGCCAAGAAGCGAGAUCAGGAGCAAGUGGACCUGGAGGGCGAGAGCUCAGCUCCCCCCCGCAAGAUCGCCCGGACCGACAGCCAGGACAUGCACGAGGACACUUAAGACUCUCACUGCCCUCCUCCAAGCCUCCUGUCGUGUCUGCCCUGCGUCGUGCAUCUGCGCCCGCCCUACCUGCCCGCCCGCCCACCCCACGCCGUCCACACUGCGCCCACUCUUCUAGGAGCUGAUGUAUUUAUUUUCCUCGAGUUUUUAUUUAUGUUGUAAAGUGUUCCCACCGAUGGUUAAAGAGGACUUCAGACCCUGUAGCGUGAUGUCGGUAGAUGCUUUUUAAACAAGACAAACCACAACUGUUAGCUGCCCCCUCCCUUCGCGUGCCCCCUCGCCCCAGUUCUCUUCCUCAUAAAUGAGAGUGUGGCCAGGAGGGUGGGGGCUGGGGGUUCCCUGUUUCCUGGCUCCCAGAGACACCCAAGCAGUAGCCUUACUGUCCCACCUACCCAUGCGCCAACAACCCAGGCCUUUAUGAUGCGUUCGCCCCAGCAUCCCAUGAGGAACUCCUCCAAGACCAGAGCAGGCCUCCCUCUGAGCCUGAGUUGGGGGGCAGAGCAGGCCUCCUGAACCUGAGUGGGGGGCCGAGGAGGCCCUGCUGGUAUGUUCUUCACACUCAUUUUAUCAUGGAGUAGUUCAUGCGCAGUGUCUACCCCAAUAAAAGGAUCUUUCCUGUUCAA
This is a messenger RNA of Echinops telfairi (small Madagascar hedgehog), 1657 nucleotides long. It is a transcript of the gene DDA1, whose product is annotated as DET1 and DDB1 associated 1. The coding region runs from base 726 to 1034 and encodes 102 amino acids. Gene Ontology annotation, cellular component: Cul4-RING E3 ubiquitin ligase complex. The record is from RefSeq and is a predicted model, not a curated record. The transcript has 5 exons. Gene Ontology annotation, biological process: positive regulation of proteasomal ubiquitin-dependent protein catabolic process. Lineage: Eukaryota; Metazoa; Chordata; Mammalia; Afrosoricida; Tenrecidae.